ACCACCGGAGAAAGACUGAAAGAGAGAAAGAGCGCGCGCGACAGAGAAUCAUCGCCCAAGUGCCGCGAAUCUAGGGUUACUAAUUUGUACAAAUUGAAAGAUUUUUCGAAUUUUUUUUCUUGAGGCACAGGUGGCGGAUUUUUUUUGGCUGCGUAGUGGCAUUUGUGUGGAGCGGUUGGUGUGAUUCCGAUGGAGGAAGAUGAGGAUAGAAUUUUGCUUAAUAGUUUGGGUAUUGCGUCCGCAAACCCUGAAGAUAUUGAGCGUGACGUAUUAGCAGAGGCGACAAGGAAUGAUGAGAACAAUGGUGAAGGUGGAGGGGGCACUGAGGAGGAAACUCUUGAGAAGCCAGAGAGUAUUGACCCAUCAUCCACCAGCAAAGCAAAGCUCUACCAUAAAUUGAAGGCUGUAGAAUUUGAAAUAGAUGCCGUUGCAUCCACUGUUGAGCAGGCGAGGAAUGUUGCAAGUGAUGAAGACUGUGCUGGUGAUGAUAAUGGCAGUGGGGUGCUAGGUAAUAAGGAGGAUAGUGGUCAGGUUUUGCCAAAUGGCUUAGACCUCCAGCAUGCCUUGGCUGCUGAUAGGCUAAGAAGCCUCGAGAAAACCAGGGUUCAACUUGAGAAUGAACUUUCAGAUUUGCGUAAGGAGAGCUCAUCGAAAGGUGUUGAACAUAAUAAAGUGUUACGAGAUAUGGUCAAGGAAGAGCCAAGGUGGAAGAGGAAGCUGAAAGAUGUCCAGAAAUCAGGAAAAAUUGUAGAAAAGAAAAAGAAGAUUGUAUCAUUUGAGGAGGAUACUGGUUUUGAUGCAAUUUUGGAUGCAGCAUCUACAGGCUUUGUUGAAACGGAAAGGGAUGAAUUGAUUCGGAAGGGAGUUUUAACUCCUUUUCAUAAGCUGAAGGGCUUUGAGCGCCGUCUUCAACAACCAGGACCAUCUAAUAGGCACAAUGUACCUAAGAAAGAAGACAGGAGUGAUGAUCUUGUUGCUGCCAGUGUAGCUAGGGCUGUAAGGUCAAUGUCAGAGGCUGCUCAUGCUCGCCCAACAACCAAGCUCCUUGAUCCAGAAGCUUUGCCAAAGCUUGAUGCACCCACACGUCCUUUUCAAAGGCUAAAAACACCUUUGAAAUAUCCUCGAUCCCCAGAAAGAGAGGUAAAAAAGAAUAAACAUUCACAAAAGAUAAAGAAAAAGAAACGGCCUCUGCCUGACAGGAAGUGGUCAAAGCUCAUUUCUUGUGAGGAUAUACACUUGGAAGAAAGUGAAGAUGCAAGGGGAGAAGUGGUAACCUCCAGUUGUGAAGAUGAAAGGUCAGAUAACGUUCAAGACAUAGAUGAUUAUGAAACUCCUUAUGAAACACUUGAAGGUGGGCUGAAAAUCCCAGAAAGAAUCUUUCAUGAACUUUUUGACUAUCAAAAAGUGGGAGUACAGUGGUUAUGGGAAUUGCAUUGCCAAAGAGCAGGUGGAAUUAUUGGAGAUGAGAUGGGCCUUGGUAAGACUAUCCAGGUCUUAUCUUUUCUUGGUGCACUGCAUUUCAGUAAUAUGUACAAACCAAGCAUCAUUGUCUGUCCUGUUACACUUUUGCGACAGUGGAAAAGGGAAGCACAAAAAUGGUACCCGAAGUUUCAUGUGGAGUUGCUACAUGAUUCUGCUCAGGAUUCUGUUAAUAGGAAGAAACAAGCUAAAUCAUCUGAUAGUGAUCAUGAAAGUGAAGGUUCAUUUGACAGUGAGCACGAGGGAGACAUCUCAAGUAGAAGCAAUGGAAAAUGGGAUUCCUUAAUAAACCGUGUUUUGAGAUCAGAAUCUGGAUUGCUCAUUACAACUUAUGAGCAACUGCGCAUAGUAGGGGAAAAAUUGCUUAAUAUUGAAUGGGGUUAUGCAGUUCUGGAUGAAGGUCACCGAAUUCGGAAUCCAAAUGCUGAAAUCACUCUAGUUUGCAAGCAGCUACAGACAAUUCAUCGCAUAAUAAUGACUGGUGCACCAAUUCAGAACAAGCUGAGUGAACUGUGGUCUUUAUUUGAUUUUGUGUUCCCUGGGAAGCUGGGUGUCCUGCCCAUAUUUGAGGCAGAGUUUGCAGUUCCCAUAUCUGUCGGUGGUUAUGCUAAUGCUUCACCAUUACAAGUAUCUACAGCUUACAGAUGUGCUGUGGUCCUGCGUGACUUGAUCAUGCCUUAUCUCCUCCGACGUAUGAAAGCUGACGUGAAUGCCCACCUUCCAAAGAAGACUGAACAUGUCCUCUUUUGCAGCCUCACUGCAGAUCAACGGUCUGCAUAUAGAGCCUUUCUAGCAAGCACUGAGGUGGAACAGAUUUUAGAUGGGAAUAGGAAUUCUCUUUCUGGAAUUGAUGUGAUGCGUAAGAUUUGCAACCAUCCUGAUCUUCUUGAAAGGGAACACUCCUGCCAUAAUCCAGACUAUGGGAAUCCUGAACGCAGUGGAAAAAUGAAAGUUGUUGACCAAGUACUUAAGGUCUGGAAGGAACAAGGACACCGUGUUCUUCUUUUUACACAAACUCAACAAAUGCUUGAUAUUCUUGAAAAUAAUUUGAUCAAUGGUGGCUAUAGCUACCGGAGAAUGGACGGUCUUACCCCCAUAAAACAGAGAAUGGCCUUAAUAGAUGAAUUUAAUAACACAGAUGAUGUCUUUAUCUUCAUUUUAACAACCAAGGUUGGUGGUUUGGGAACAAAUCUAACUGGUGCAGACCGGGUGAUCAUUUAUGAUCCUGACUGGAACCCUUCAACUGACAUGCAGGCCAGGGAGCGUGCUUGGCGCAUUGGUCAGAAACGAGAUGUAACAGUAUAUAGAUUGAUCACACGUGGAACCAUAGAGGAGAAGGUCUACCACCGGCAGAUUUACAAACAUUUUCUCACUAAUAAGAUUUUGAAGAACCCACAGCAGAGAAGGUUCUUUAAAUCUCGAGAUAUGAAGGAUCUCUUCACGCUGAAUGACAGUGGAGAGAGUGGGUCAACUGAAACAUCUAAUAUUUUUGGUCAGGUUUCUGAAAAUGUAAAUGUUGUUGGUGCUCAGAAAGAUAAUCAGACUAACCAUAUACAUCCUGAAGUUGUUGUGCACCAUGCUGAUGGUGUUGCAGCUGAAAAUGGUAACAGAUCAGAGAUUGCACUUUCCAGGAGGAAGGGGAAAGAGAAAGCUGAUCAAAGUAGUGGUGAUGCAGAUACUAAUAAAAAAAAAAGUAGUGGUGAUGUAGAUGAAGAAACACACAUAUUAAGGAGUCUUUUUGAUGCCAAUGGGAUACAUAGUGCCAUGAACCAUGACAUAAUCAUGGAUGCCCACGAUGAGGAGAAGAUGAGGCUUGAGGAGCAUGCUUCCCAAGUUGCCCAAAGAGCAGCAGAAGCAUUGCGUCAGUCACGGAUGCUCCGAAGUCGUGACAGUAUUUCUGUCCCAACAUGGACUGGGAAAUCAGGAACUGCUGGUGCACCAUCAUCUGUGCGCCAGAAGUUCGGUUCAACUGUGAACUCUCAGUUGACAAUUGUUACUAAACCGUCAAAUGAAUUGUCCAGCAAUGUAAAUGGGUUUGCAGCUGGGGCAUCUACUGGGAAGGCACUAUCUUCAGCUGAACUAUUGGCUAAAAUUCGAGGUAACCAAGAAAGAGCCGUUGGUGCUGGACUCAAGCAUCAGUCUGGGUUGGCUUCAAGUUCAAGUAACCAGGCAAGAUCUAUCAACGCUGGGACUUCUAGGUCAUCAAAAAAAAUAGCUGGAGUGCAGCCUGAAGUAUUGAUACGUCAGAUCUGUACAUUUAUGCAGCAAAGAGAUGGAAAUAGCACUUCAGCCAGCAUAGUUCAGCACUUUAGAGACAGAAUACCUACUGAAGAUCUGCCCUUGUUCAAGAAUCUUCUGAAGGAAAUAGCAACACUAGAGAAGGAUGCGGAUGGAUCACAUUGGGUACUAAAGCCAGAGUAUCAACAACAAUAGUCUCAACCACUGAUAAUCUGCUUGGCUUGUAUUGACCCAUCAAAUAUUUAUUAAGGAUCUGCAGCCAUGUCCAUAACGACUAGGUCGUUUUUACUAGUUGAUCCUUUUUUGUUUCUCAACUUCACUCCCAAAUUGGAAAAAGUUUAGCUCCAAACAUGUUUGAAGCUAUUUUGCUUCAACCCAUGAUGUGGCGAUUAAAAAGACUAUCCAUAUGUAGUUUUAAUCACAUACUCAUGAAUGGUCUUAUAAAUCGUCACAUAAUGAGUUGGAAAAAAGAGAUUUGAACAUGUUUGGAACCAAAAUUUGUUCUCCAAAAUUUUAGUGGCAGGCAAAGGUGAUAAAGAAGUCCUCUUUAUCGUCGCCGCACUCUAGUGUUUGGCAUUCUCUGAUCACACCGAAUACCCUUUUGCUGUAGAGUACAGAAUUGUAGAGAUUUUCCCCAUUUUUGGUAGACAAUGAGAGAAUAUAGACCUUAGAAUUUGCUCCAAGAGAUUAGGACAUUUAGGUUGUCAAUUAUUGCUUGUUUGACAAGAUUAUAAACAAUAGAAGGAUGUUUGGGUACGAGCUCAUUGGUUUGGGUAUAUAUUAAUAUAUUUGAUUGAAGCUUCUUUUUACUGGUCCUUUAUCUGAGUCUUUACUGUUACCUUUUGGAGUUGCUGUAGCAUUUUCCAAUCAAGAUCAAUGUGUAUCUGGGUAGAUGGAACUUAUAGAGGCUUCUUUAGUUGAUAAACUCCUUCAACCAUGCUAUAGGGAGGAACAUGAUCACACUGGGUGGUCAUUGUCAGGCGAAUUGGGAGUUGAAGCUCGCCGCUUCUCAAACUUCUCUCCUUAUGAAGAAAAUUGCUGUUGGUGUUAUCAAAAGAUGCAACACUGCAUUUUCGUUGAUUCAGUGAUUUCUGAGAAAAAUAGUGCAGGCACAGUUCAUUAUUUCCUGUUACAUUAAGGGAUAUACAAUGUAUUUAAUUAUGCUUCUUUUCUGUCCAAAAUCUCUCCACGCAAACUUCCAUUUGAGCAAGUACAUGUAUCCAUUUUUAUAAUUUACUUACCUUUCCUAAUAUGGGAAUGGGCGGACAAUAACAGCCACCAUCAUUUGCUUCA
This is a messenger RNA of Quercus lobata, 5010 nucleotides long. RefSeq names its product chromatin remodeling 8 (gene CHR8). The record is from RefSeq and is a predicted model, not a curated record. Gene Ontology annotation, cellular component: nucleus. The coding region runs from base 190 to 3912 and encodes 1240 amino acids. Gene Ontology annotation, biological process: transcription-coupled nucleotide-excision repair. The transcript has 8 exons. Gene Ontology annotation, molecular function: ATP-dependent activity, acting on DNA; ATP binding. Lineage: Eukaryota; Viridiplantae; Streptophyta; Magnoliopsida; Fagales; Fagaceae.